Morus notabilis is the source of this 1647-nucleotide messenger RNA. Its product is annotated as auxin transporter-like protein 3. NCBI's taxonomy places the organism in Eukaryota, Viridiplantae, Streptophyta, Magnoliopsida, Rosales, Moraceae. The transcript is spliced from 8 exons. Gene Ontology annotation, cellular component: plasma membrane. The record is from RefSeq and is a predicted model, not a curated record. The coding region runs from base 107 to 1507 and encodes 466 amino acids.
AAAGAGAAGAAGAAAAACUUUUUCAUCAAUCUAUUUAAAGAGUGACACACUCUUCCAUUGCUUCUCCCCCAACACAUCACUCAAAAAGCUUCUCAACUCCGCAACAAUGGCGUCCGAGAAAGUCGAGACUGUUAUAGCCGGAAACUAUGUCGAAAUGGAGUGGGAAGAAGGCGACACUUCCAAGUCAGCUAAGAGCAAAUUCUCAGAGCUGUUUUGGCAUGGAGGUUCAGUCUAUGACGCUUGGUUUAGCUGUUCUUCUAACCAGGUUGCACAAGUGCUUUUGACACUGCCAUAUUCUUUCUCACAACUGGGGAUGUUGUCUGGGAUUAUUUUUCAGCUCUUUUAUGGGCUAAUGGGAAGUUGGACUGCUUAUCUUAUUAGUAUACUUUACGUUGAGUACAGAACUAGAAAGGAGAGGGAAAAAGUUGAUUUCAGGAAUCAUGUUAUUCAGUGGUUCGAAGUACUCGACGGGCUUCUAGGGAAGCACUGGAGGAACGCCGGCCUUCUAUUCAACUGCACAUUUCUUCUCUUCGGAUCUGUUAUUCAAUUAAUCGCUUGUGCAAGUAAUAUCUACUACAUAAACGACAAUCUAGACAAGAGAACUUGGACGUAUAUAUUUGGAGCCUGCUGUGCGACCACUGUGUUCAUCCCUUCGUUCCACAAUUAUAGAAUCUGGUCGUUUUUGGGCCUUAUGAUGACCACUUACACUGCAUGGUAUAUGACCGUUGCUUCCCUUAUCCAUGGACAGGUUGAGGGAGUGAAGCACUCUGGCCCAACCAAAUUGGUUCUUUACUUUACCGGGGCUACCAACAUUCUCUACACUUUUGGUGGUCAUGCUGUUACAGUGGAGAUUAUGCAUGCUAUGUGGAAACCACAAAAGUUCAAGUCGAUCUACUUGGUGGCAACACUCUAUGUGCUCACCCUAACUCUACCAUCAGCCUCUGCUGUCUACUGGGCAUUUGGGGACCUUCUUCUGACGCACUCCAACGCCCUCGCUUUGCUUCCCAGAACCCACUUCAGAGACACAGCCGUUGUACUCAUGCUCAUUCAUCAGUUCAUAACAUUUGGGUUUGCUUGCACACCAUUGUACUUUGUGUGGGAGAAGUUCAUUAGCGUUCAUGAGACAAAGAGUGUGUUAAAGCGGGCCCUAGCAAGGCUGCCAGUGGUGAUCCCAAUAUGGUUCUUGGCCAUCAUAUUCCCUUUCUUUGGGCCCAUCAACUCCACCGUCGGCUCUUUGCUCGUCAGCUUCACUGUCUACAUUAUUCCUGCCCUGGCUCACAUGGUCACUUUUGCCUCUGCAGCUGCUAGAGAGAAUGCUGUAGAGAGACCACCAUCAUUCCUAGGAGGAUGGACAGGCUCAUACUCGGUGAACAUAUUUGUGGUGGCAUGGGUUUUCAUCGUGGGAUUUGGUUUUGGAGGGUGGGCAAGCAUGCUCAACUUCGUCCAACAAAUUGAUACAUUUGGUCUGUUCACAAAGUGCUAUCAAUGCCCACCUCACAAGGCUUGAGUAGAUUCCCUAAUUUUUUUUUUUAAAAAUUAUUAAUUUAAGCAAAUUAAUUAAGGAUACAUAUGCAAGUGUGUAAAGAGAUUGUCAUUCGUAACUUUUUUUUUUUUUUUUGGGUAAGAUGUAUUAUUGAUGGUUUUCAG